Lindgomyces ingoldianus is the source of this 3102-nucleotide messenger RNA. RefSeq lists its product as uncharacterized. Gene Ontology annotation, biological process: proteolysis. Bases 421 to 2736 code for a protein of 771 amino acids. The transcript has 2 exons. Gene Ontology annotation, molecular function: serine-type peptidase activity. Lineage: Eukaryota; Fungi; Ascomycota; Dothideomycetes; Pleosporales; Lindgomycetaceae. The record is from RefSeq and is a predicted model, not a curated record.
CUCAGCUUUUCCGUCUUCUUUUUAUCGAUAGAUUUCAGAGGGGUUUAGCAGUGGGGUUUCUUUAUCCUCUCCCUAUUCUCUGUCCACGACCCUGCACCCCUUUGGUCGAUCCUUCGAGCGAGAAUUCGUAAUCGCUCAUUUGUGAAGAGUUGGGAUUGAAAAGCUUGUAUGAAAAAGAUUCCGGAAAAGGAAGGCAACCAAUCUGGAUAUAUUCAGCCCUACGCUUCUUUGGUUAUCGAAGCUGUAAUCAGCAAUCCUGCAAGGUCGUUGAUCUAGAUUAACGGCAAGGUAUACUGCGCAUAUCUGUCGUGUACAGAUACGAGUAUCUUAUACAUCGGCUUUUUUCCCCAGCUUCACAUUCCCCCAUCAACAAACGUCGAUUGCAAAAGAGGCUGCGCAGCCUCAUAACUUGCCCCCGCAAUGAGGUCGAUAAUAGCGCUCCAAGCGCUUGUUGUGCUAGCCUCCGCGCAAGCAGAAUCAUUUACCUUCGGGGCUACGAGGACUCUGAGGCCGGUGACGACGGGAGAUAUUCAGCCUUCAGCGACAGAGACGAUAUCAGGGCCUAUCAGUACGGCGAGAGCAUGUGCGCAGAUUAGCGAAUUGGUGGAUAAGUCAAGAUUAGAGUUUCCGAGUGUAGAAGCGGAGCUUGCAUUCGCCUGCCUUAAAUCCGUUCCCAUCGAUACCGAUGCCGCGUCCUUCACAAUCGACUCCCUAAAACAGAUGUUACAAUUCCAAUCCACGCUCAUGUACCUCAAAUCCCCCCCAAAAGGCUACGCAAACGAUGCUGUGGAUCUCAUUAGCGGCCUAGACGACAUCAAGAGUAAAGUGAAUAGCAACGGUUACAGUAACGAAUAUGAUUUUGAAACCGCCAUCGCAACCCUAUUUGUCAAGGCACAUGAUGGCCACCUGUCCUUCGAUGGCAUGGCAUAUGGAGGCGCAUUUCGAUGGAGAAGGUCGAGACAAGUCUCGCUAAUAUCUGCGUCAUCAGACGGGAAAGAGCCGAAAAUUUGGGCUCUGCAGGAUUUUAACAAGACAAGAGCCAACGGCUUCACGCCUUCUGCGGUUUCUAAAAUCGAUGGAAAGGACGCUGCACAGUUCUUGCAAGAUGAAAGUUUGCUGAAUGCGUACCACGACCCCGAUACAAGAUAUAACGCUAUGUUCUACAUGCAACCCGCGGAAUCCUAUGGAUACUUCACGAACCCGAAGUUCUAUCCCGGUCCUACGCUGAAUCUGACGUUUGAGAAUGGCACGGAACAUACCUAUAUCAAUGCCGCCGUAGUCCUGGACUCUUCUGCGUGGAGCUAUAUCUCAGACGGCAAGGAUUUCUAUAAGACCUUCGUUGCGUACAGUUCCAGUGGCUCCAAGAAAUUGAAACAGAGGAACCCGCAACGCCUACCUCCACAUUUGACGCAUCCAAAGGAGACUAACCUGCACAGGCGAUAUGUUCCAACUGCGUACCCUAAACCAGUCGUUGAGCACUCCGCAUCCGACGUGGGUCUUGCAGGCUACUUUAUCGACACUUCCGCUGGAACCGUAGGCAUUCUCAUGAUCCAGACAUUCAACACGGAGUCAAACGCCGACGCUGUAGAAUUCCAAGCUGUGGUCCAAAACUACAUAUCACAAGCCCAGAAGCGUCAGGUUAAAAAGCACAUUAUCGACGUGCGAACUAACGGUGGAGGUAAAAUUCUAUUAGGCUACGACACAUACAAGCAAUUCUUUCCGUCUCAAGUUCCCCAACUACAGUCCCGAUAUCGCGGUCACCAAGCCACCGAUCUCAUUGGCUCCCAGCUCAGCAGUCUUUCCUUCUCCAGUCGCACCGGCGAACUCUACACCUCACCAUUCAACUUCCAUAGCUACCUAGACAAAGACCUGAAAGCUUUCACAUCUUGGACCAACAUGUACCCUCCGGAAAUUCACUCUAAUGACAAUUUUACGAAGCUUCUUCGCUACAAUCUCUCCGACCCCCUCACCACCUCCUCGGAAAAAUAUUCCAUCGGCAUUACCCUCACAGGCUACAACUCGCGCUCAAACUUCACCACCGACCCCUUCAAAGCCGAAGACCUCAUUAUCCUCUCCGACGGUAUCUGCGCCUCCACAUGUUCCCUCUUCACUGAACUCAUGGUUCAGCAAUCCGGCGUAAAAACGCUAGCGAUCGGCGGGCGACCCGCUCUGGGCCCGAUGCAACCCGUCGGCGGCACCAAAGGCUCGCUCGUCCUACAAUCGCAGUACCUAACAUCACUCUCGGCAUACGUCAUCCAAACAUUCGCCAGCUCACGCACCGAAGCAAACGCCUGGGAGAAAUUCCUCCCCAAUUCCUUCGGCAUCAACGCCGCAGACGCCACAAUCAACUUCCAAGACAACAUCCGCAAGGGGCUCGAAAACGAUGGGGUCCCGACCCAAUUCCUCAACGACUCGGCUAGUUGCAGGAUCUGGUACGAACCGGCAAUGUAUCUCAACGUGACGCAGGUCUGGGCUGCAGCCGCGGAAGUCGCGUUCGGUAACAGUGGGAAGCUAGAUGAAAAGAAGUGUGUGACAGGGUCGGUGACUAGCCAGCAAGCGCAGCAGGGUCAAGGAGAAGGGAACCCAACGACGCCGCAAUCGAGCUCGAGUGCGAAGCCGAGUUCGAGUAAGGGUGCUGCGGCGUCUGUGGCGGUACCGAAGGGAGGUUGGUCCGCUAUCUUGAUGUGUGGAGGAGUCGUGGCGAGUUCGAUGGUGUUUGGAGCCAGCUUGAUAUAAACGAAUCGCGCAUGUCGUGAAUCCGUUCCUUACUGGUCAGAUUGGGUUUGGCAUUUGCAUCUCUCGGCGUUUUGAUAUCGAAUGGAGUUUCAGUUCUGGGACGGACGCAUGAAAGACGAUUUGGGUAUGGGCAACCAUAUGACGUGCCCCGAGAAUAUGUAACUGCCCUUCCAUGGAUGAAGAGUUUAGUUUUGUGUAGUGUAGUAUAGAUACCCCAGGUUGGCUUGGAUUGCGAACAAGGAUAGUAAGGUGGACGGAUCGGAUGUAUGAAGGUAAUUCAGAGAGGGAAAGAUAUUUAUCUGUUCAAUGUACUAUCCCUCACCACGUAGCGAACAUCACCACGUAGCGAGCGAAAUAACAGGUACC